GUGUUAACUAUCCUAUCAUGACAGCUUGUAUGACAGUGAGCCUGUAGGGUCUUUCGUCAGGCAGGUUGGAAGGCCUGUACGUGUUUAAAUGGAACCAUCAAGGGAGGAUGAUGAACUCAUAAGAAAAACUCGACCACGUGUGGUAAUGGCACCGGCACUCUCUCUUGACGAUGCUGCUGAAGUACUUGGAAAGAAUGAAUUAGAUCUACUACUUGCAUACACUUACAACUCCACUUGGGGUAAAGAUUCAAAGGAAGCUGCUCGUUGUAUUCCCAAGAAACCUGUAUUAAAUACGACAUAUGAGACUAAUGCAGAUCAAGUUCGUUACCAACCAGAAAAAACUGAUACUGUUGAGUGUCCUCCAUAUAAAGCAUUGCAGGUAAAGGUUCCAACAGAAAAACCUGACGAGUACACAGUUUCAUCUGUUAUGCCACAUACCCCCUCUUCAUGAAGACAUUACCUCAGUAAUGGCUGCAUGAAGUAGCACCAAGACUGCCACAUCCAUACUACUACUAUUGCUGCUACUGCUACUACUACUACUACUACUACUACUAUAUAAAUAAUAACAAAUGUGAAUUCAAAUAAAACUGUGCCAAAACAUGAA
Messenger RNA from Schistocerca cancellata (South American locust), 604 nucleotides. RefSeq lists its product as uncharacterized. The record is from RefSeq and is a predicted model, not a curated record. The transcript has 4 exons. NCBI's taxonomy places the organism in Eukaryota, Metazoa, Arthropoda, Insecta, Orthoptera, Acrididae. Bases 89 to 451 code for a protein of 120 amino acids.